This is a messenger RNA of Cucurbitaria berberidis CBS 394.84, 1654 nucleotides long. RefSeq names its product carbohydrate-binding module family 18 protein. The transcript is spliced from 2 exons. The record is from RefSeq and is a predicted model, not a curated record. Bases 136 to 1332 code for a protein of 398 amino acids. NCBI's taxonomy places the organism in Eukaryota, Fungi, Ascomycota, Dothideomycetes, Pleosporales, Cucurbitariaceae. Gene Ontology annotation, molecular function: chitin binding.
AAGUAGGAAUAAAGUCUCACUUUCCCCCGACCAUGUUCAUUCCUCCGUAGGGCUUCAGGCAAUAGUUACAAUCAGUCCACUCUCUUACCUCAGUCACUCUUUAUUCUGAUAAACUAAUCAUCUUAUUUAAUCGACAUGCAUUGGAACAGCUUGUGGCUUCUCACGGCCUUGCCGUUGAUCGAAGCCGCAUUGUCGACCAACGCUCGCUGUGGCAAAACGAACAAUGCUUCGCCCAGCGGCAUGACCUGUCUGGGUUCGCAGUGGGGCAACUGCUGCUCUCAAUAUGGCUAUUGUGGAAGCACCAGCGGAUACUGCGGUAGCGGCUGCCAGAAGUUAUAUGGUACUUGCUCUAAUGCAGCGAGCUCUUCAGUAUCAAGACAAUCAUCAACUUCCUCAACACGUAGCUCAUCUCCUUCGACACGGACAUCUUCAUCUUCUCCCUCUACCCCGACGACGUCCUCUGCUGCGCCAUCUUCAACUCUGAAAGUCUCCACAAACGGGCGUUGCGGAUCCUUGUACAAUGCAUUGCCAAUGGGCAUGACCUGCUUGGGCUCGAAGUACGGGAAUUGCUGCUCCCAGUACUCGUACUGUGGAAGCACCAGUGCCUACUGUGGGACUGGAUGUCAAGCUGGAUUCGGGAAGUGCAACCCUGUCUUAUUAUCGUCCACUUCAACUUCUCGAUCUACUUCUUCGUCUUCAUCGUCUUCAUCGUCUUCAUCGUCCCAAGGAGCUUCCUCGUCCUCAUCGAUGUCAACCAGCACCUCGUCUACUGUCACGGGAUCUAGCUCCGCGUCCGCUUCGUCUUCCACGGCGUCUUCCACAGCUUCUUCUACGGCAUCUUCUGAGGCAUCUUCCACGACGUCUUCCACAGCGUCCUCUGAGGCAUCUUCUACGAUGUCUUCCACGGUGUCUUCUACACCGAUUACUACGGCGUCUUCUACGACCUCUUCUACGGUCUCCUCUACAUCGACUUCAAGCUCCUGUGUGCCUCCUGCGCCUACAGUCUCAUGCGUACCCUAUUCGACAUGUCCCACUUUCAACAGUCCUCUUACAAGCGGCUGUCCAGCAAAUAAUGGGAUGUGUAACAACAACUACUUUUUACGCUGCAGCCAAGCGCCUGCAGCAGGAUCUGUGGUAAUUAGCCAGAUUGGAACUAGCGUGGCAAACGGAGAUGCGUGUCGGGCAGCUUGUGAUGCUCGUACCAACUGUUCUGCCUUUGUAUACACUGUUACCGGCCCCGUUGGUCAGAUCUGCGACCUUUACUCAUCGAUCAAUGGUUUCAGUUCUUCUUUUGUAAACACGUAUAUCAGGAUUUGUCCGACUACGUGUUAACAAGAUCUGUAAUUAGUAUCGUCGUUCGUCUGUAUGUAAUCACUUCCCGGCAUCUCGAUCUUCGUUACGUUUGUUGUUGCUGUGAUCACUGAGGCAUCAGAUAGAUUAUCGUCAAUUCGAUGAUAUGAUGACAAGCCUCGAUUUGCAGUAGCGUUCGAUGACGGAUUAUCAAAUACUUUACAUGCCUUUCACACGAUCGUUUUUGUACCUCAGCUCCUAGCCUUUGGAUACACCAUCUCGCAGUUUGCGGUACUGGCGACCGCGCAAUGCACUAGGUCUGACUAACCUAGGUCAUGUUUAAUCUUAUCCCCAGUCGGCGGCA